AUUAUUUUCGACUCGAUGACUGACUUGACUGUAUAUCACGGUCUUCUGUAUAUUGCCAUGAUUUCCAUUAACCUGUUUUGAAUUCUCAUCAUCAUUUAUAAAUAAUUCAAAUUGACGUAACUAUAAUCCACUUCUUUUAAGUUCAUUAAAUAGACUACAUUGGCACUUGUACUUUUGAGAAGAUAAUAGUGCAUACGUGAAAAGAAGACUGGCUUUUGUGUGACUCGUCUUGAUAUGAGAAUCUAAUCUCGAUCUUAACCUUAAAAUUUCUCCGCAUACGAGACGUUCGCGACAUUAAAGUGCAAUAUGGAUGCAUGAUUACUCGACUGUUUCCUUGACAUCAUUUUUCGUAACCGUGAAAUAAGUACCAUACUCGUAUCUAUAUAAAACUAUGGCGCCACCCACAAAAAGCACUAAGGUAGCGACGAGAGGAGCCAAACAAAUACUGGAAGAAAAUGCAUCGACCCUCAGUUUUUACAGAAACAUGGUAUUUGGAGCAGCUGGUAUUUACCUCACAGCAAUGAUGGUCUUCUUUGCAUUCACCACUUUUACUAUUACUUUGACAAUAUUAACGGGAUUGAUACACGUAGCUUGUUAUCAAUUCAUGGCAUAUAUGGCCCGUGCAAAGUAUGCUGAAUCUGGCCAGCUCAUUGAUUCAGGAGUUGACUUGAAUAUGGAAGGCGGAAUCGCUGAGCACGUUAAGGAUCUGAUCAUCCUAACGUCCGGUGUACAAGUGCUGUCUCUGAUUUCAAACUACUUCUGGUUUUUGUGGCUAUUGGCGCCGCUGCGGGGGGGCUGGAUGUUAUGGACAAAAAUACUGUCGCCGUGGUUUUUUGCCGCACCUCAGGAGCAGCCGGAGAUUGACGAGAAAAAACAGCGCAAGAUGGAGAGAAAAAUGGCAAAGCGUCAUUAAUUGAUUGUCCGCAAUUACCGUCAGCGGGGACGAGGAGCGGGGGGGGGGGGGGGGGGGGCAAAUGCAAAUACACGCAAUAUACAAGUCAAUCCUGUUCAAGUUUUUUUUCCAUUUUCAACUUUACAUCAACCGACAUGUAUUAUUAAUGUACAUAAAAAUUGCAGCAUAAUUGUUUGUUGUUCGUGAAAUAAAUAGUUUGCUUUGUCAUCAAAA
This is a messenger RNA of Neodiprion virginianus, 1126 nucleotides long. Its product is annotated as transmembrane protein 208. The record is from RefSeq and is a predicted model, not a curated record. Gene Ontology annotation, biological process: vacuolar protein processing. Lineage: Eukaryota; Metazoa; Arthropoda; Insecta; Hymenoptera; Diprionidae. Bases 392 to 913 code for a protein of 173 amino acids. Gene Ontology annotation, cellular component: intracellular membrane-bounded organelle. The transcript has 5 exons.